This is a messenger RNA of Gymnodraco acuticeps, 2837 nucleotides long. It is a transcript of the gene cep72, whose product is annotated as centrosomal protein 72. The record is from RefSeq and is a predicted model, not a curated record. Gene Ontology annotation, molecular function: protein binding. NCBI's taxonomy places the organism in Eukaryota, Metazoa, Chordata, Actinopteri, Perciformes, Bathydraconidae. Bases 19 to 1740 code for a protein of 573 amino acids. The transcript has 14 exons.
ACAGUACCUGAAGGCAGCAUGAGUUCGAAAAGUAUGGCGGCGGAGAGUUUGACAACCAUAACAGAGCAAUGGAUACGGGAGAGAUUACAAUUAAAACAUCCCUGUCUUGGUGAUGUCCGCUCACUGAGCCUCCCGGGGACGUAUGAAGAGAAGAUCAGACAUCUGGGAAAUGCUCUGAAUAACUUUGUCCGUCUGAAGUCUCUGGACCUCUCCUGUAACGCUAUCGUCUGCAUUGAGGGGGUUCAACAUUUGAAAGUGCUUGAGAGGCUGAUCCUGUACUAUAACCACAUUCCUUCCCUUGAAGAGGUGAACGUGGUGUACGAGCUGCCAGCUUUGAGAGAGCUGGACCUCAGACUCAAUCCUCUGACUAAAAGAUACCCACAAUACCGCCCUUUCCUGGUGCAUGCCAUGCCCAACCUACGCAAACUAGACAGCUGUCCAAUCAGAGACACAGAGCGCAAAGUUGCUAUAAUGCAGUUCUCCUCUGACCUUCUACCUCAGCAGAAGAGCUCCUCUUUAAAUCAGGUUGCUGAGCAAAGAAGCAGUGAUCAGAGACUGGCUUUGGUUGACCGCUUAACCAGGAGGCUCUCUCUCCUGACGGACACCGAUGAUAUUGUGUUGAAUUUUGUUGCGAGGAAUCAUGAAGGGCAAAGUGACACUCAGUCCCACUCGGUUCACAAGGAGGCAGAAGAAUCAAACAACGAAUCCAAUGAUUUUACAGAACUAAGGAGUUCUACUCCAAAACAGGAAUGGGCUAAAUCCAUCCUCAGGAAUUCCCCUACAAAUUAUGAUAACACAGAGUCCAAAGUGCCCCACGUGAAAGAACCAUCUCAUAAAAGAAGCUCUUCCACAUUUAAAGCGACUGAAAGACCGAAGGUGUCCUUUGGCCCCUAUGUAGAGAAACACAGACCUGUGUCUGGAAAGCAAAAGGACUUCGCCAAGCACACCAGGCAAGCAGCAAAGGGACAUUAUACCCCUAAUCCUGAUCCAAGUCAUCGUCAUAGUUCCUCAUUAGUUAAUAUCCGGCCUCCCAGUCCACGUGGUCCUGGUUUGAAUUUGUCCGACCCCUCCAACCCCAUCUUACAUCCUCCAAGACUGACCUACUCUAGUUUCAAUAAGACAGAAGGGGAAUCCAGCCUGCAGCCGCAAGGGGAGAAGAAAAAAAGGGGUGGUUAUAGGAAACCUCUGGAGAUGCUCCUCAACCUCGUGGACAAACACUGGACUGGAGAGCAGUCGCUGCAUCAUAACAACAACUUCCUGUCUCAGGCAGUCCAGAUCCUCUCCAUGAUGGAAAACGAUAUUUCCAGUCGGGAGGCAGAGGUCAGGACCUUAAGAAGGGAAGCUGAUGCACUGAGCUUUCAAGCGGCUUCACGUGAGGACGAGCACAAAAGUGAAGUCCGUAACCUCUCCGAUCAGCUGGAGGAAGCUCGCAGUGCAGUUGCCAAACUUAACGAGCAGCUGAGGAUUGUCUUGGAGGAAAAUGUCGGCCUACAGAAACAGCUCAUCAAGUUAGAACGACAGUAUCUGAAGUCCAUGAUGAAAAGUUCACCAAUCUCUCAGAUUAAAGAGGCCCAGACUGAAGUGGAGGAGCUGAGGAAAGAAAUCGAGGGGUUGAAGGAGAAAGUGCAUGAGUCUGAGAAAGUCAAGGAUUUGUCAAAUAUGUUGCAUGAAAGCCACCGGUCUCUGGUGGCUACCAACAAGUGUUUGCUAGCUGAGCUGAAGGGAAGUGGAGAACUUUAAAGAGGAAUGCACAGUGGGAUAGACAUUUCAAAGCAAGACUUUGCUGAGCGUCAUAUUAGCAUUACAUUCACUGCACAAGAACCUGCAGCUACAGACUAUUUUUUAAAGCUUUUUUGACUUCAUAUCCUUUUUGAUAUGUGUGUAUUAAGUUCCAAGCCCUUUUGGAAAAAAAAUGUGUUUAUUAUUUAAACAGAAAUCUGUAUAGGCUGUGUUUGCUUGAUGUAAACAGUAAUGGGCAAAGGCAAUUCAUCCAAGGAAGUUUGUGUAUAAGUGUGUGACAGGGCUGUUAUGUUAAAUGGUUUUAAGGGGGAAAAUGUUAGUGAGAAGGUCAUAAUGUAUUUCCUGGAUCAGUAGCAAGAUUGUGUCUCUCUGCUUUUCCCCUUUCUCUUUUUUGUAGGUCACUUGUGUCUGCUUUGUACGCUGCAGUGGAAUGAAUGCAUCUAGAUUCCAGCUGCACUGUGACUUUAUUUAUAUCUCUGCCUUCGGGCUGGAGAGCUACACACACACAGAUGCACUUUCCUCUCACAAGCACUAAUGCGAGACCUGGCAAACCAGGUUAGCAUGGGGAUGCUACCACAUAAACUGAAUGUAGCUUGUUUUUAUAAGUUAAUAUUACAGGUUAGUAACACUGAAACAGGGAGUUUCACGUACUCCUGAAAAAAAAUAUAAAACUGUGUUUUGACUGACACCCUGAAACAUGCUCAGCAGAGGUUCUGGGGUUGGUUUUUAUUUUAAUGCACUACAAAUCAUGAACACACAUUAAGAGGUCUAAAGAACAAGAACACACUGCAUGCACCAGGGCACAAUAGUACAUUAAAAGUUAUUUGCAAAAUACAAAAGACAUUAAAGGUGCACAGUAUUUGGCAUAAAGCACAGAAAACAGAUCAAGCUACUGCAGCAGACACAACUAACACAGUAAUAGCUGCUAGUUUUAAUGCAUGAUUCUUCAUUAGCUGAGGCUACAGGUAGUGUGUGACCAAAACACUGUCACUAUGUUGGACAAAUAUUCUACAAAAGUAUGUCACCUGUUUGCUGUUUUCCCUUUCAUCUCAUAUAUCACAUAAGGAUACAACAGUAAAACCCUGCUUUUGUUUUCA